CAUGAAAUUUCUUCAAAUAUUGCUAAUUGCUAUUGUUGCAACACUUGCGCUGCUGCUGCAAAGCGUCAAAGCUAUGCCGAUCCCUGAACUUGAAGCAAAACCACUGUUGCUAGUCAAACUGGAUGCAGAGCCACCAAUGGAUGCACGAGAUGAGGCUACAGCCAUAACACUGAAAGCGGAGCUGCCGUCAGAUCUUCAGGCAGAAAAUAUAAAUCCAGAGCUAGAUGCUCCACUCAUACCAGUUGCUGGCCGAGAAGCAUUUGGAAAUCUUGAUGACUUGGUGCCUGAUGCUCCAGUGGAUCCAAUGUCAACAUAAAGUAGCAACACUAUUGAAAAAUAAAUGCACACACACACACACACAGACUAAGGCAUAGACUUAUGUAAUGAUUAUAAUUUGUAUGCAAAGGCAGUCAAUAAA
This is a messenger RNA of Drosophila busckii, 418 nucleotides long. Its product is annotated as maker407. Bases 2 to 316 code for a protein of 104 amino acids. The record is from RefSeq and is a predicted model, not a curated record. The transcript has 2 exons. Lineage: Eukaryota; Metazoa; Arthropoda; Insecta; Diptera; Drosophilidae.